Messenger RNA from Mitosporidium daphniae, 1152 nucleotides. Its product is annotated as synovial apoptosis inhibitor 1. The transcript has 4 exons. The record is from RefSeq and is a predicted model, not a curated record. The coding region runs from base 1 to 1152 and encodes 383 amino acids. NCBI's taxonomy places the organism in Eukaryota, Fungi, Microsporidia. Gene Ontology annotation, cellular component: cytoplasm.
AUGUGUACCUUCUUUUAUUUUUGUAUUCUCGUUUGCAUGGGAUUGCAAGCGGUAUUUUUUGGGCCUUUAAGGAUCAUUGAGCAUGAGCAUAUGUAUGAAAAUACAUGGUAUGCACUGUCCGAAAUUCUAAUGGCAAUGACUAUUUUUAAAGAUGAAUUCAACACACGAUUUGCGUUCUUUUUUGGGAUUCUUUUGGUGGGAAAGCUUGCUCACGGCCUGCUUAAAGACCGUCUUGACUUUAUGGAGCAAACCGCUGUCCUGAACAGAAUAUUUCAUCUCAGAAUGAUAUAUUUGCUUCUCGUUCUAUUUUUCUUGGAUGUUGGAUUCCUGAGAUAUUCUAUAGGCCAAAUAUCCACAUAUGGCCCAUCGAUGAUGCUUAUAUUUGCUUUUGAGGCCGGCAUACUUACCGUGUCUCUGAUCUCAAGUGCAGCAAAAUAUGGCUUUAAUAUUUAUGACUCUUCCCUUGCUCCAGAAGAGUGGGAGUCAAAAUCAAUUGCAAUGGUCUAUUUGGACAUCAUUUCCGGUACUUUUACGAUGCUCUCAUCGAUUAUAGACUUUUUCCGUCUUCUCUUGUAUGGGACCUUUUUUGGCGCCGUUACAGGUCUAUAUGGACUUCCUAUUCACAUCAUACGAGAUUUUUAUUUGACAGUAAAGUCGUUAGCUACAAGAAUUCAGGACCUUCGUCGAUUCCUACAGGCAACGCAGAAUAUGGAGGAAAGAUAUAUGGAUGCUACAGAACAAGAUCUUGGUGCCUCUGACCGUCUUUGUAUUAUUUGCAGAGAAGAUAUGCAGUCUGCAAAGAAACUUGACUGUGGACAUAUGUUCCAUUUCAAGUGCUUGAAAAGCUGGCUCGAACGCCAACAAUCUUGUCCGACAUGUAGGAGCCCUAUUUUAGCUCGAUCACCGCAUGCUGCUCCCCAAAAUUCCCAACCCAAUGUCUCCACAGCAAGAGAAAGCCCCGUUUUACGAUAUGGGCACUGGAGCGGUAGCAAUUCUGGCCAUCCUGCAUCUCCGUUCGAGAGCCCUCAGCAACUUGAAGAUUCUGAUUUCAAUGAAGUCACCCGGCAAAUAGAGGGUCUACGCCGAAUCCAGUCGCAAAUCUCUGGCGUGAUUGCCGAAUUUGACCGCUUCAAGAGUGAAAACGAACAUUAA